Boeremia exigua is the source of this 1428-nucleotide messenger RNA. RefSeq lists its product as uncharacterized. Bases 1 to 1428 code for a protein of 475 amino acids. The transcript has 2 exons. The record is from RefSeq and is a predicted model, not a curated record. Lineage: Eukaryota; Fungi; Ascomycota; Dothideomycetes; Pleosporales; Didymellaceae.
AUGCCGACGUAUCGUAGCAUCAAUAUUGAGUUGCACUCGCAGUUCGACAUCAUCACGCUCCCAGAGUAUUACCCGCCGCCUUUCCUGCACCCGCUCGACUCGCCUCUCGAUCCACCUCUCGACGCCUCUCUCGAUGCCGCCCUCGAUGCAACCCUCAGACCCUCUCGAGACCCUUCUCCCAUCAUCCCACCCCUCAUAGACGACUUAACAUCAACAUGUUCCGUCCAUGUCCCCGCAAUGCCCGGAAGCCAGUUCUGGAUCUCGUACUCGGUAUCCCCGCCCGUGCCAGAGGGCCAUUAUUUCCUGUUCAAGAUGUAUGUCGACGGCGAGCAGGUGAUGAGCUGGAGCACAGGGCGCGAGAACGAUUGGAUGGGGAAAACUAUGUUUGGGUUGUUUGAGAGCGAGGGAGGCAGCAGUGGCAAGAGCAGGGUCGAGAAGAGGGUGCUUUGCUUCGGCGCGCUGGGUAGUGAGGGCGGGUGUGUUGAAAUUAGAGUGCACCGCGCAAGCGGAAGGGUGCGGGUCGAGAGGGAGAUGCAGGUGUUUGAGGAGACGAGGUUUGCAAAGGGCGAAGGGGGGAUUCGGCUUGUGAAUGCUGGACGCGCCGGUCCCGAGCAUCCCAAGCGGUUCUACAAGUUUGCGCUUAUCGAUCCGGUGGACCAGCCGUUUGCGACGUUUCGGUACUACUAUUACACUUGGAGACAGCUGGGCGAUCUUGGACUGCUGAACUUUAGUUACUAUCCACAGAGCGAAGAGAACGACAUGCCUGUCAUCGAGCCUGGUGAGGACGGCACGAACGAUUACAACGACGCAUAUGGUGCAACGACAGAGGAUGUUGUUCACACCGACUUGGGGGACGACCUGCUAGCCGAUAGCGACGGCAUUCCGAUCCACGACUGGGGUAAGACCGAGCAGACAACGCAAGAUGCCUACAAGUACACCUUCCAACCAUUCCACAGCACCUCUCAUCUUAGACGCUCAUCGCUACGCAGUGACAACAUCGCAUCGGGUACCUACGUACCACGCGGCGCCCCCGCAUCAGAAGUCUCGACUGGGAGCCCGCCGUCACGGCGCUGCCGCAGCCGCAGGGACCUUCAUCGCCUAUCCAUGCCACCCUCAAUCAGACUGGAAGCCCCAGAACCAGCACUACGGCCUCUGCCUGUCCCACAAAAGAACAGCGCCUCGCCAUCUACGGCCUAUCGUCCACAUCCCGCGUACCCCGUGGAAGAGUGGACUAUCAGGACUCCAUCUCCGGUGAGGACUAUUCGAGAAGAUAUUACCACACCACCGCUACAAAAGAAGAGAGGCCUGGGUAUUACGGGUGCAGGUCUGAUGGGUGUGAUUUCGUCGACGUGGAAGAGGACUGUUAGUGGUGCUCAGGCUCCUAGGAAGAGCAGAGUCGUUGAUGGACCCCGCAGUGUGUCGUGUUGA